This is a messenger RNA of Lasiosphaeria miniovina, 1446 nucleotides long. RefSeq lists its product as uncharacterized. The transcript has a single exon. Gene Ontology annotation, molecular function: oxidoreductase activity. NCBI's taxonomy places the organism in Eukaryota, Fungi, Ascomycota, Sordariomycetes, Sordariales, Lasiosphaeriaceae. The record is from RefSeq and is a predicted model, not a curated record. The coding region runs from base 1 to 1446 and encodes 481 amino acids.
AUGCGCGCCUCGGUAUCCCUCAUCACCCUCUGGGCCCUCUGGGCCGCGUCGGCGUCGGCAUCGGCCUCGGCCGCCGGGGACGUGUGCGGCAACACGUGCAACCUGUGCAGGUUCGGCGACGAGGUCAUCCACCGCGACGUGGUCGUGGUCGGCGGCGGCGCGUCGGGCACGUACUCGGCGAUCAGGCUGCAGGACCUCGGGGCGAGCGUGGUGCUCGUCGAGCGCGACGGCCGGCUGGGCGGCGCGCAGAACACCUUCAUCGACCCGGCGUCGGGGGUGGCGGUCGACUACGGCGUGCAGGGCUUCGCCAACACCAGCGUGACGGUCAACUUCUUCAAGCGCUACGGCAUCCCCAUCGAGCCGUUCGUCUUCGGCGGCGACAACACCACGUACGUCGACUUCGACACGGGCGCCGUCGCCGCCAACUACACGCCCAACUUCAACUUCUCGGCCUACGCCGCCUUCCUCGAACGCUGGCCCGACGCCGCGCCGAGCGGCUUCAGCUGGAUCCCCUACCCCGUGCCCGAGGACCUACUCCUACCGUUUGGCGACUUCAUCGAGAAGUACGACCUACAGGAGCAGGCGUGGGUCAUCUGGUGGAUCGCCAACGGCGUGGCCAACCCGCCGCUGCUAGAGCAGACGACGCUCAACGUCAUGAAGUACUUUGACAGCGUCUUCAUCAACGCCGUGGCCUACUCUGGGCCCGGGUCGGCAGGCGUCCCGGACAUGACGACGUCCAACCACGACAACGGCGCGCUGUACGCGGCGGCGCACGCCGAGCUGGGCGACGACAACGUGCUGCUGGAGUCGACGGUGGUGUCGGCGCAGCGCAGCGCCGAGGGCGUCGAGCUGGCCGUGGCGACCCCCGACGGCGCCGUCAAGCACGUCCGCGCGGCGCGGCUCGUGCUGUGCAUGCCGCUGACGCCCGGCAACAUGGAGCCGUUCGGGCUGGACGCGGCGGAGCGGCGCGUGUUUAGCCGCUUCACGCACAGCGCCUUCUACGCCGGCGUGGUCAACACGACGGGGCUGGUGGCGGGGCAGAAGUACCGCAACAUCAAGCUCGGCGCGCGCUACAACAUCCCGCCCAACGGCAUGUACGAGAUCCUGCCGACGGCGGUGCCGGGCAUGUUCAUGUACUGGUUCGCGUACCAGGCGGAGCAGACGCAGGCGGCGGUCGAGGCGGACGCGGCGGCCGUGGUGGCGCGGCUGGAGAACGGCACGGGUGUGGCGGUCAACUUCCCGGCCUUUUCCAGCCACUCGCCCUUCAAGCUGCAGGUCGGCGCCGUCGACAUUGCCAACGGCUUCUACAAGGACUUCCUGGCGCUGCAGGGCCAGAAGAGCACGUGGUUUGCCGGCUCGGCCAUCCUCACGCACAACUCGGGCGAGCUGUGGAACUUUACGCAUUACCUGAUGCCCGAUGUUGUCGCCGGGCUGUGGGACGAUUGA